AUGGUGAGCACUGUUCUGAAGCUUACAAGUGGAGACCAAAUCUUUCGAGUGCUGUUCGAGAAGAACCCUGACGAGCUGGACUAUGAGGCCGUGAAAGCAGCAGCAGCUGAUCUCUGCGGCCUUGACUCGCUGUCUAGGUAUCUUGACCAAGAUGGUGUUUCUGUAGUCUUGUCGGAGGAGACUUUCCGGAUCUUCCAGACAACAGCCACGAGGUCCACCCACAGUGCUUCGGUGAUGCUUCUCCGAUUGAAUGUGGGGGAAACCGAGACACCAAAGACUUCCGAAUGGCAGGAGGAUCUUCGUGACCUCGAUGAGUUAUUGGCACAGUUCGACGAGCCUGACAAGCGCAACAGGAAGAAGCGCAAGAAGCGAAUGGCCAAAACGAAGGCCCAGACCAGAAAUUCCAACCGCUCGGAGGUGGAGGUGGAGAUUGCGUGCAGCUCUACAGCAGCAAUUGAGGACUUGGGUCAGGUGGAGAUGCAAACAAGUCAGCCACCUCCAGUGGACAUUGGGACGUCGGAAGUGGAAGACGACCCGGUCAGUGAACUCCCGGUGGACAAUCAGGACGAGGCUUCCGAUGACGCCCUUGUCCGGGCGGCUUCAUGCCCGUGCUUACCAAUUGGUGAGGACCUUGUUGCCGAGGCUCGGGUCUUUGGGUUGAAGACCACCAAGACGAGGUGCCAGCGUGUUGAGCCACCGGAGUAUUCAUGUGGCAGGCUGUUCCGAUUGCAGCCCACUGAGCGUGGCAUGGUCACGGACUUCGACCACUGCAAUGAAGUGGAUUGUCCGGUGGACUGCGGCUGGGGUGUUUGGAGUGAUUGGAGCCACUGCACGGCAUCGUGUGACGGUGGUACACGGCAGAGAGGUAAGCCCAUCAAAGUGCAGAACAACAGCCUCGGGAAGCCGUGCAACAUGGCAGAAGGCAUUCAGGUCGAGGACGCAUCAUCGUUUACUUUGCGCUGUGUGGGCAUGGCGUGUGGUGUCGUGGAUUUUCGGGUCGCAGGAAUCCCAGAAUUCGACUUCGCCAACUGCUCCACAUACCGAGGCUCCACGAGAGAUGUGAAGACAUGCAAUGAGGAGAUGUGUCCCCAAGACUGCAGUUAUGCUGAUUGGGAACAGUGGUCCGAAUGCAGCCGGCCAUGUGGUGAGGGGACGGCCAUCCGCUAUCGCAUCAUUGACACGCCAGCUGCACGGGGCGGUCAAGUCUGCCUCGGUCCGAAACACGAGACUGGGGGCUGCAAUGGCACUGACUGCGUCACAACGGCGGAGUUGAUCCGGAAAGGCUACGCAUCUCAAAUCACUGGCGCCAUGCACAUCAUCACCGAAGAUCCUGUGAGCUACGCGGCGAAUCCCUUGGUGGAGCAGGUGAGUCGCGAGGCAUUGGCCGAGUUCGCAGAGUUGCCUGUGCGACGUGUGCAUGUGUCGAUGAUGCCGGAUGCCAUGAAGCCCCGGGAUGUGGUCAACUGGUUCAGCAUGCUCGUUCCGAACUCAACAAACCUGACAGCAGUGCUCGACUACAUUUCCAAGAAGGAUCUGACACAUGCUGGGCGUAUCCUGCGCAACAAGCUUCGACGAGUAGGUGUGCUCAUACUCGUCAAUAUCUCCAAACUAUACGUGAACGCACAUGGGCACAAGGAAACGGACUCAACCGUGUUGGUCAACACGACUACAGGUGCACCGCUGCCGGCAUGGAACAAUCCGAAUGCCACCCGAUUGACUGGGGUGGUGAAGAUGGUUGUGCCAGAACCCCUGAAGUUCGCAGAAGACCUGAAGACCAAAGAGGCAACUGAACAGUUGCUCGCAGAGCUGUCUGGGAUCGCGAAGCCAGGUGUGCGUGCGUCUCUCAUUCCAGACCAGGUUUACCGUUACGAGGCUGAGUUUGGAGAUGACGCAGCGGCCGACCAGGCGAAGCGAAACAUUCCCAGCGACUCGAUUCAAAACAAGAGUGGCGAGGUCCAUUCCUGGUUCAGUCUGGUAGGGGCAGUGCAGCCAAACCGAGAGACGGCGACAGCGGAAGCCAGAAAGAUUGCGCAAGCCAUGAUGGCAGAGGACCUCAAGGCAGUCACGGUCAGGAACAACUUGCUUCUCGAAGCGGCCGGUCGCCUCGAUGCGCAGACCAAGGUCAUCCAGAUUCUUGCGAAAGCUGACGGAGACCAGGAGGAGGUCGAAGAAAACGUUCUUGAUCAAGCUCCUGGACAAGUACGCGUGACCGGGGUCGUUGAGAUGGUAACGGACUACCCGAAAUCCUUCUCUGCAGACCGCCGCUCUGAAGAGGGCCUGCUCCAAGCCAUCGCACAGCUUAGUGGCAUGCCCACCAGCAGCGUUCGUGUGUCCUUGGUGCCAAGUGAGACCCGUGUCGAAUCCUUACUGCAGCAGCCAGCAGAAGGCGAAGAGGUGCCUCCAGAAACGCCAUUGGAUGACAAGGAUGCCUUCAGCAAUGAAGUCUCUGCCUGGUUUGUCAUCACUGUUCCGCCGAACGAUGAAAGAACACCCGAUGAAAUUGCAGAGAAGCUUCGUGACCAGGACUUGACUAUAGCUGGCCUCAAAAUUCAGAACUGCAUCAUGGAUGAGGGCCUGGAUUUGAGUGUCAAGGUCGGCCGUAUCACUGCCAUGGUUCAGACGACGACCACAACAACCCUGGGCACCGGGGUGAUCAAGAAGGUGGAUUUUCACGGAGACGGGUCAGGAGGUGCCGCAGACAACCAGACCUCUGCUGCAGCCGCCGCUGCAGCUGCAAAAACUGUGCCUGGUUCCUCCUCAGUGGUCGGGGCAGAUGCCUCCACUCCGGCGAAAGUGAUUGCGGUGGUUGCCGCCGUCUCCCCCAACGAUGUGGAGCCGCCUACCAUGUCCAAUCCAGGCGGUGGCGAUGAAGAGUCCGAUGAUGAGGAGCAGGGCAGCAAUGUCACGAAGAGUUCGUCGUUGCUUGAGACCGGCACCAAAUCGGAGGCAAGGGGCCUUGUCUACGGCAUGUGGCUCCCGAUCUUCCUGUACUUCGCUUGCACAGAUGCUGCCAAAGACAUUGAAAAGGGCACCGCAGAUCCCGCAGCCAGCAAUGCACUGAGUCAAGACAUUGCCCACCUUUCUGACAAGAUUCGGACGGUCCUUGAGUCAGAGGCGCAGCAGGGCGCGACGAUGAAGGAGCUGGAAGAUCGCGUGGAUGGCAUACUGAAGCUGUCCAAAACUGCGGCCCCGGUUUCGACAUUGCGCGAGUCGGCAGCGCCUUCCUCCUCGGAGGCAGCGGAUGGGCGGACGCCGAGCUCCUCCAACCGCAGCGGCAGCACGGACCGCGAGGUCCGCGACGCGGAGGAACUGCCCGGAUCCGUGGCUUUGCCGCCAGACAAGCUGGGAAAGGCGCCCCUUCCGCCGCCUUUACCUCCUGCAAAUCUCGAGCCGAUUGGGGACGAGGUGGGUCCGCCAAAGAUGUUUGGACCGACCGACAGGCAAUGCGCUGUACUCGAUCCUCCAGAGAAAUGCCUCGCAUUUGUAGACGAGGACGAGUCACAGCGCAACUCCGUUGUGACCUUGCAGAGGAUCCUCUCAAAACGAGAUGUGCAGACGACGGAGCUGCAUCGACAGUUGCGGGACACGCGGCAGCAGUCUGAUCCUAAGUGCACAAGCGAUGACAGCACCGCGGAGAUGGGUCACGGUUUCAUCUUCGAAGCAUGUCACAAUGUGGCCGCAGCGUGGCUGGAGCUCCGAGGCAACCGCGAGGCCGAGCAACGAGCAGCGAGCAUCGGUGAGAUUGCGCGGCUCGAUCGGCUUUUCGCCAUGUCCCGCAGCCCCGCAGCGUUCGCUCUGCUCAAGCGGAGCAGCAGUGGGCCAGCAUUGCAAAGCGUCAACGCGCGCGAAGUGUUCCUGGCACCUGUGCCUGUCUACGACGACGAGGAGGCUAGGGAGGAGCCUGUGUGGGAUGUUGGAACCGGGAGAACCAGCAGUGGUGGCAGUUCGCAUUGCAAUCCCUACGUCAUCGAUUCCUGGCCCUUCGAGCCAAACGUCCUCGCGGCGCGUGCGUCGGUGCCGCCCAAUCUCAACCACUGGGAGGAAGGCGACGACGAGGACGAUGACGUGGAUGAGGAUUUGGACGAGGAUGAGCAUCCCCACUGGCAAUGGGAUGGGCCCGCGGAUCCGGACGAGGACACCUCAAGCCUGGAGCCAGAACGGAUGAAGGCCUAA
Messenger RNA from Symbiodinium sp. CCMP2592, 4173 nucleotides. The record is from the annotation of a GenBank genome assembly. Lineage: Eukaryota; Dinophyceae; Suessiales; Symbiodiniaceae.